CCUCUAUUAGUGUAUGUACCGGAAAUUUAAUUAACCAGUCAAUUUUAGAUGUAAUUUUAAAUCUUACGUAUUUUAUUUAACAAAGCAAGAGUGAAAUUUUCUGUACCAGAAAACGACGUUAUGCUAGAACUUAUGCCUAGUGCAGGUAAUGAAGAGGAGAGGGAUGCGCUACAGUGUUAUCAACAAAGAACAAAGUUGGAAAAGAAAUUACUCGUCGCCUCUAUUUUUGUGGGUGCUAUACUUAUUGGUUUUAUCGUCGACUUCUGUCUUACAACAAACGGAGACCGUUUCGUUUGCAAAAAUCGCGAAUGUAUCAUAGCUGCAUCCCAAAUUAUCAAGCAAGUGAAUAGGGAAAUCGAACCGUGUGAUAACUUUUUCAAAUUUGCCUGUGGUAAACUUAAAGAAAGAUUGCAUCACAAAAAUGUACCCGAGGAUAUGUUAUUCCAAAAGAUCCAAAAGCAGAUGCAACACGUACUGGAGGAGCCCAUUCACGAAGACGACCACCAGGCGAUUAAAGACGAAAAAAGGCUCUAUCAAGCGUGCGUGAACGAGCAAAGAAAUGGCGUCUCUUUAGAAAUAGUCAAAUCGUUAAUGAACGAUUUAAACGGGUGGCCUGUACUGAUGGGAACGGCUUGGAAUGAGGAGUAUUUUCACUGGCCCGAAACUCUGAUCAAAUUGAAAGGUAUGGGUUUGAAACACCACAUACUGUUCGGUACUUACUUAACUGAAGAACGCAACACAACUUCUAAAACCAUUCAAAUUAAAAACGCAGUAACUUUUGAUCCUCGGGAGAAUAACAUGUACAUGUACAAACAUUUCUUGAAAGAAAGCGCCAUGGUUUAUGGCGCGAAUGAAACCGAAGCGAGUAAAGAAGUGGAGGACGUGUUUGAAUUUAUUGGACAAUUGCGUCAGAUUACACGUAUUAGGCACAACUCUAGCGAAAUUGUACAAUUUCCAUUGUCCGAGUUUCAAGGUCGUUACCCUCAAAUCAAUUGGGUGACCUAUUUCGAAUCAAUACUAUCGCCAAAGAAUAUAACGAUUGAUGAUCAAGUGAGCGUCCCAUAUCAUGAUUACAUGGACCGCCUAUUGGAACUGAUCCACACUUCUAAAAGAGCAGUUGCCAACUACAUAUUAUGGAAGGCGAUGGGAGAAAUAAUGCGGCUGACAUCUCCAACAUUUGUUGAUAUAAUGAAUCAAAUAGCGUGUGUUAAAGGCUACUUACCCUACGAAGAGACAGAAGAAUGCCAAAGGGCUAUGUUUGAGAUUUUUAGUCCAAGGCCUUCGAUCGUUAAUUACGCCAACAAAUACUUCACUGACACAAUGCGUACAGGAAUAAAGACAAUAUUCGGUUAUGUUUUCAUUGAAUUUAAAAACAUGCUAAAACAGUCUUCGUGGAUAGAUGAAAAUAGUUAUAGGAACGUAAGCGAGUGGGUCGACGCUUUGAAAUUAAUCAUAGGAACACCAGAGGAUGACUUAGACAAAGUAUUUGGAAAGUAUAAGCCACUUGAGAAUAUACACCAACCGUUUUUAAAAAUCUACUUAGAAGAUCGAAAGAAAAAGGAGUUGGGACGAAACGACGAUCGAACUGACACAUCUAUGCUCCACCUUGUCGACAGUGGACAUAUUAUAUACAAACGAAGCGAACAUACCUUCAUGAUACCAACUGGAUUUCUACAAGGCAUGUAUUACAACCCAAUGUGGCCGAUGUAUCUAAACUUCGGGGGUAUUGGGAAAGCAAUAGCAGUUGCUCUAACGACCUACAUGAAGGUGCGACAAAACAGCAGUGAAUCAUGGGCAACACAUCUGCAUACAGGAUUUAAAAAUGUGACCGGUUGUCUUCAGGCAACGAAAUCAUCCGACGAUGCUAGCCAGUUGUACGGUGAGUUCUCACAACAGAAUAGAAUUGGACAAAUCACUGGCCACGCACUAGCUUAUCAAGCGUAUAAGAAAUGGCUCAAGGACGAUCAGGAAAACUCGCUAAUCGGCCUGGAUUACACUCCGGAACAACUUUUUUGGAUUUGGACAUAUUCGCAAUCGUGCUACGACAUAACGUACGAGACUCCAAGGAAUUGGUACGCUGAGAACGAGGUUGUUCGUCAGAAUGCUCACUUUGCCACCGACUUUAACUGUGAUCACAAUUCAGAAAUGAAUCCUGAAAGAAAAUGUAAUAGUUUCUAGUUCAAAGUUGUAUUUAUUCAGUUUUUUUACUUGGAGAGACAAAAAAUUAAAAAUACAAGAUAUAGGUAUUCAAAACUACUUUUUCUUUAUAUACUCGUUUAGUUUAACUUUAGUUAUUGAGCAUUCCUUACACCAGCCAUUAUCUAGU
Messenger RNA from Photinus pyralis (common eastern firefly), 2326 nucleotides. RefSeq names its product neprilysin-2-like. The record is from RefSeq and is a predicted model, not a curated record. NCBI's taxonomy places the organism in Eukaryota, Metazoa, Arthropoda, Insecta, Coleoptera, Lampyridae. Gene Ontology annotation, cellular component: plasma membrane. Gene Ontology annotation, biological process: protein processing. Gene Ontology annotation, molecular function: metalloendopeptidase activity. The coding region runs from base 121 to 2178 and encodes 685 amino acids. The transcript has 10 exons.